UGGGCUACUUAGUUAGACACAUGCGCACUAACCUUUCUUUUUGUCGUGCUUAUCGCCAUCAUGGCAGUGCUUGGUAACAUCAAGAAAAAAAAUGUCAAGAACCUCCAGAAAGGAAAGGGGAAGAAAAAGAAAACACAGUUGAAAUUUUCUGUUGAUUGCAGUCACCCAGUUGAAGAUGGAAUUAUGGAUGUUGACAGCUUUGAAAAGUACCUGAAAGAAAGGAUAAAGGUGAAUGGAAAAACCAGUAACCUUGGUAAUGUGGUAACCAUUGAGAAAAGUAAAUCAAAAAUAUUAAUUACUGCAGAUAUCCAGUUUUCUAAAAGAUAUCUUAAGUAUUUGACAAAAAAAUACCUGAAAAAGAACAGUUUACGAGAUUGGCUAAGAGUUGUAGCUGCAAGUAAAGAUUCAUAUGAGUUAAGAUACUUCCAGAUCAACAAUGAAGAGGAAGAAGAUGAAGAGGAUAAUGAAUAAGUUUUGCAUAAAAACAUCCAUUCUCUUGUAAAUGUUGAAGUGGAAAUAAAGUCUUUACAUUGAUAACUACCA
Molecule: messenger RNA, 543 nt
Organism: Limulus polyphemus (Atlantic horseshoe crab)
Lineage: Eukaryota; Metazoa; Arthropoda; Merostomata; Xiphosura; Limulidae
Product: 60S ribosomal protein L22-like
Exons: 4
Coding region: 61-471 (136 amino acids)
Biological process (GO): cytoplasmic translation
Cellular component (GO): ribosome
Molecular function (GO): RNA binding; structural constituent of ribosome
Source: RefSeq, a predicted model, not a curated record